AUGUUUUUCACCUCGAUCACCGGCGUCACCAUGCUGGCGUGCCUGGCAACCAAUAUCAACGUCGCUUCCUCUCUGGUAUCACGACAAACGUCUCCGGAUGCAACCACCUCCGACUCGCGAUUCUCGGAGCCGUUCUACCCGUCGCCGUGGAUGAAUGGGCAGGGCGAGUGGGCCGAUGCGUAUGCCAAGGCGAAAGAUUUCGUGUCACAGCUCACGCUGCUUGAGAAGGUCAACUUGACGACGGGCGUGGGAUGGCAAGGCGAACAGUGUGUUGGACAAGUUGGCUCCAUCCCGCGUUUGGGUUUCCGGAGUCUGUGUAUGCAGGAUUCGCCAGUUGGAGUCCGUUUUGCGGACUAUGUUAGUGUUUUCCCUUCAGGUCAGACUGUUGCGGCAACUUUCGACCGUAGUCUUUUCUAUGCGAGAGGCUACGCCUUGGGCAAGGAGCAUAAAGCCAAAGGAGUCACUGUUCAGCUCGGCCCGGUGGCAGGACCCAUUGGACGUAGUCCAGCAGGAGGACGUAACUGGGAAGGAUUCUCUCCUGACCCGUACCUAACUGGUGUUGCCAUGGCCGAGACCGUCAAAGGUACGCAAGAUGCUGGGGUCAUUGCUUGUGCUAAGCAUUUCAUUGCCAACGAGCAGGAAUCCUUCCGUCAAGCUUCCGAGGCUGUAGGGUAUGGGUUCAACAUCACAGAGUCCAUCUCCUCAAAUAUUGACGAUGUCACCAUGCACGAAGUCUAUGCCUGGCCUUUUGCGGACGCAGUUCGCGCUGGCGUUGGGUCGAUUAUGUGCUCUUACAACCAGAUCAACAACUCGUAUGGCUGCCAGAAUUCGAAGUUGCUCAAUGACCUCUUAAAGAACGAAUUGGGUUUCCAGGGGUUCGUGAUGAGCGAUUGGCAAGCCCAACAUUCUGGUGCUGCAUCAGCUGCAGCUGGACUCGAUAUGUCAAUGCCUGGCGAUACUAUUUUCAACUCUGCAGAGACCUUCUGGGGUACAAACUUGACUCUCGCCGUUAUCAACGGAACGGUUCCCGAAUGGCGUAUUGACGACAUGGCUCUGCGAAUCAUGGCGGCCUACUUCAAGGUUGGACUGACACUCAAUGAGCCUCCAAUCAACUUCGAUUCCUGGACUCUCGAUACGUUCGGCCCAUUGCAUGCGUCGGUUGGAGCCAACAUACAGCAGGUAAACUGGCAUGUCGAUGUUCGUGACGACCACGGCGCUUUGAUCCGAGAUAUUGGUGCCCGAGCCACCGUUCUCCUCAAAAACGUGAACAAUGCACUCCCUCUCUCCAAGCCAAAAUUUAUUGCAGUCAUUGGAAGCGAUGCGGGCCCCAACAUCAACGGUCCAAACUCUUGCACUGACCGCGCAUGUAACGACGGGACUCUGGGGAUGGCCUGGGGGUCUGGAACUGCCAACUUCCCCUACUUGGUAACACCUGAUACUGCUCUCCAAAACCAAGCACUUGCCGAUGGCACGAGAUACGAGAGCAUCUUGGACAACUAUGCUACCUCUAAAAUUGAAGCAUUGGUCGCUCAAGCCGAUGCUACCGCAAUUGUAUUUGUAAAUGCUAAUUCUGGGGAGGGUUACAUCAGCUUUGACGGAAACGAGGGCGACAGACGGAACCUGACUCUGUGGCAUUCUGGAGACGAUCUGAUCAAGAAUGUUUCCGCAAUCUGUAACAACACCAUUGUUGUCAUCCAUUCCACCGGUCCUACUCUUGUCACUGAGUGGUACGACAACCCGAACGUGACAGCUAUCUUGUGGGCGGGCGUUCCGGGUCAAGAGAGCGGCAACAGUAUCACGGAUGUUCUCUACGGAAAAGUCAACCCAGCGGCACGAACACCGUUCACAUGGGGUGCUACUAGGGAGAGUUAUGGAACUGACGUUCUGUACACACCCAACAAUGGGCAGGCAGCGCCACAAGAUGACUUCGUUGAGGGCGUCUUUAUCGACUACAGAGCUUUUGAUCGCUCGAAUAGCACACCCAUCUACGAGUUUGGAUUUGGCCUGUCGUACACCACUUUCGAGUACUCCGAACUUACCGUCACCAAGCACGAUGCCAGUGCCUACACCCCAACGACCGGAAUGACAGAAGCAGCACCAGUCCUGGGCAAUUUCUCAACCGACUUGAGUGACUACCUGUUCCCCAACGCCAGCUUCCCUCAUAUCUGGCAAUACAUCUACCCAUACCUCAACACCACCGACGCAAGAGCUGCAUCAGCAGACCCCUUCUACGGCCAAACAGCGGAGGAGUUCCUGCCUCCCGGAGCUAUCGAUGGAUCUCCCCAGCCACUCCUCGCAGCAGGUGGCGCCCCCGGCGGCAACCCACAGCUCUACGACGUCCUGUAUACCGUCACGGCCCAGAUCCAGAACACCGGCUCAUGCUACGGCGAAGAGGUCCCUCAACUCUACAUCUCCCACGGCGGCCCCAACCAACCCAAGGUCGUCCUGCGAGGUUUCGAUCGCUUGAGCAUCGAUGCUGGGGCGUCGGCCACUUUCCAGGCUGAAAUUACUCGAAGGGACAUCAGUAACUGGGACCCUGUGUCCCAGAACUGGGUUAUCACAGACGCCCCGAAGACGGUUUAUGUGGGUUCUAGCUCGAGGCGGCUGCUUUUGAGCCAGGCUUUGUAG
Drepanopeziza brunnea f. sp. 'multigermtubi' MB_m1 is the source of this 2628-nucleotide messenger RNA. RefSeq lists its product as uncharacterized. Gene Ontology annotation, molecular function: beta-glucosidase activity. The record is from RefSeq and is a predicted model, not a curated record. Lineage: Eukaryota; Fungi; Ascomycota; Leotiomycetes; Helotiales; Drepanopezizaceae. Gene Ontology annotation, biological process: glucan catabolic process.